AUAUGGCAAAGGAGCCAGUGGAAGACACGGACCCCAGCACUUUAUCCUUUAACACGUCAGACAAAUAUCCCAUUCAAGACACGGGACUCCCUAAAGCUGGGGAACAUGAUGCCAUCACUCCGAACCGCCCAACAGACUGUGAGGUGCGACAUCAGGGAGAAGAAAAUGGCUUUCCAGACAGUACUGGAGAUCCCCUUUCAGAUACAAGCAAGGGCGAGUCCUGCAGGGAGAACUGUACUUGUCCCUCCUGCUUGCUCCGGGCCCCGACCAUAAGUGACUUGCUCAACGAUCAGGACUUGCUCGACAUCAUCAGGAUAAAGCUGGAUCCAUGUCACCCGACAGUAAAGAACUGGAGGAAUUUUGCCAGCAAAUGGGGCAUGCCCUACGAUGAGCUGUGUUUCCUGGAGCAGAGGCCUCAGAGCCCCACCCUGGAGUUCCUGCUGCGGAACAGCCAGCGGCCGGUGGGUCAGCUGAUGGAGCUGUGCCGGUUCUACCACAGGGCCGACGUGGAGAAGGUCCUGCACAGGUGGGUGAAUGAGGAGUGGCCCAAGAGGGGGCGUGGACACCAGCCCAGGAACUUGUAGACCUCCGUGCCUUCGUACUGGCCUCUUGGGACCUCCAAACAACCACAGGUUAAGGAGCAAUGGGGAUCUGUUAUUUUUUAAGAGUUUGGGAUAAGGACAUGGAACCGUGGAUAUCGGUUUUCCCCAAAGCUGGUGGGUUUUUUUUUGGAGGGGUAAGAUGUGUUUUGGUGGCGGAUUUUUGCUUGUUUAGUUUUGCACAUUGGUUUUAAUUUAAUAUUUGAAUCUGGACUCGGGAAAGAUACUUUGUAGACUCCUCUAGGGACCGUCGCCAAAGAUGGCAAUCAGAAUGGAUUCAUGCCAUGAUGAAGAUAAGCUUAUCCUUUCCCUUCAAUGCUGUGGGAGAUUGACAUGAGAACUAAGAUUGUUGGUGGUCCCAGUCGAUCAUCAUCCACGGGAUCCUUCAUGAUGAACCGCGCUCCCGCACCUGACGAGAACGGCACAGAGAAGUCACCUCGUUUGUUCCUUUUUCGGGCAUGAAGCACUUCGGUGAAAUAGCAGGAUAUGGGUAUCCUGGGGCCGUACCUUCAGAACGUACGUGCCAGCUUUUUUAUUCCAGUACUUUGGUACCCUAUGCACUAUCAAAAAUGUCAUUUGCUCAAGGAUUUUUGGCAAGAAAUGCAAAAUCGGUGGUGGGAGGAUGGAGUCCGGAAUCAGGAGGGGAAUGAGGACCUUGGGCAAGCUGUUUGACAAAGAGAGUCACAAAAUGCCCUUUGUUACCCAAGACUUUUAAAAAAUUAACUGAGUAUUUACUUUUACACCUUUUAUAUGAGGCUGUUUCACCCCGAGAUCAAGUUCAGUGAAGAAAUAAAUAAAAAUCACCUGGCCCCUGGUUGACAUGCAACCACUUCAGCCCCUGCUAUCCCCGCUGGAAACAGGCCACUAACGAACUACACAGCGGUUUAGCCAAGAACAGGGACUCGGUAUUAAAAUCCAAAAUCCAGAGGAUUUUAAACCAAAUGAAACAUUGGGGUCCAAACAAUAUCUGACGUUCUUAUUUGAUGGUUUAAGGGGAGGUAAAGUGUGGAGGAUGGAAGGGUUCGUUACUGGAGAGAUCUGAUUUCCUCGAUGUUUUACAGGGUAAUGGAUACGAGACAAAGCCUUGCCUUGCUUGACAAUUUCAUAAAAGUGCCAUUUGGUUUUGGCCUUGGGUUCAGACAAUCAAGGUACUUCUUUCGGUUUGGUGGGAUUCGGUAUACGUCCCUGAUUUAGAAAAGCAGAAAUGACGAACAACACUGAUUAGAGUACAAAAAAGCUUAGGAUUAACUCAGAAGAAAAUUAUUUUCUCAGCCAUGAGCAUAGUUUUGCAUGAACCAUUCUAGCGGUUUUUAUCAGGUGGCUAAUACAUACAGUCAGCUUUGCUAUCAAAUGUGAACUCCAACCUAGAAAAAUCUAUGGAGAUUUACUCCUCACUUCUGACUCGGGGCUCCUCGCACCCAGCUCAUCUUCCCUUGUCUGAUUUAUCAGAGAAAUGUCAGGUUUAUCACAAGAUGUAUUUAAAGGAGCAGCCCUUAAUAAAAUGUGGAGAUUUUUAAAAA
This is a messenger RNA of Ailuropoda melanoleuca (giant panda), 2119 nucleotides long. RefSeq names its product EDAR associated via death domain (gene EDARADD). Lineage: Eukaryota; Metazoa; Chordata; Mammalia; Carnivora; Ursidae. Gene Ontology annotation, molecular function: protein binding. The transcript has 5 exons. The record is from RefSeq and is a predicted model, not a curated record. Gene Ontology annotation, biological process: signal transduction. Bases 3 to 584 code for a protein of 193 amino acids.